Molecule: messenger RNA, 1339 nt
Organism: Pistacia vera
Lineage: Eukaryota; Viridiplantae; Streptophyta; Magnoliopsida; Sapindales; Anacardiaceae
Product: chalcone synthase-like
Exons: 3
Coding region: 25-1215 (396 amino acids)
Biological process (GO): polyketide biosynthetic process
Molecular function (GO): acyltransferase activity, transferring groups other than amino-acyl groups
Source: RefSeq, a predicted model, not a curated record
UCUCCUCUUCUUGGUAUCAACAAGAUGGCUUCAGUAGAAAAUAUGGUGGCAGAAAGCCAGAGAACUAGAAGAAGAAAAGCUCAGGGCACAGCUUCAAUUCUGACAAUCGCCACCGCAAAUCCACCCAACAUUUUCUACCAAACUGAUUAUCCUGACUUCUACUUCGGAGUCACCCAAAGUGAUCAACUCACUCAACUCAAAGAUAAGUUCAAACGCAUUUGUGAGAAAUCAAUGAUAAGGAAACGACACAUGCAUUUGAGUGAAGAAAUCAUCAAACAAAUCCCAAACAUGACAACUCUCAACUCUCCAUCUCUCAAUGCUCGUCAAGAAAUCCUGGCAACUGAAAUUCCAAAGCUUGGCAAAGAAGCUGCAUCGAAAGCCAUCAAAGAAUGGAACCAACCCCUAUCAAAUAUCACCCACCUCAUCUUCUGUACUUCGGCUUCCGCUGGAGAGAUGCCCGGCGCCGACCACCAGCUCACCAAGCUCCUCGGCCUUCCACCCUCUGUUCAAAGACUCAUGAUCUAUCAAGGCGGUUGCUUCGCCGCAGGCACCGCUCUCCGCCUCGCCAAGGACAUUGCAGAGAACAAUGCAGGCGCUCGUGUUCUCGUCGUAAGCUCUGAACUCAUGCUUGUCUGCUUUCACGCACCUUCAGACACAUACUUGGACGUUAUUGUCGGCUCAGCACUCUUCGGUGACGGCGCAGCCGCCGUGAUCGUAGGCGCUGAUCCUAACAAAACCACGGAGCGUCCACUGUUCGAGCUCGUCUCGGCCACUCAAAAACUCAUCCCGGACUCAGCCGACGGCAUCGUGGGACACGUUCGCGAGAUGGGCUUGCAAUAUUUCUUAUCCAAAACCGUUACUGAAAAAAUCGCCGACAAUAUUCUUCAAUGUUGCGACGAAACGUUUUCUAAAUUCGGGGUCAGUGACUGGAACUCGCUGUUCUACAUUGUUCAUCCCGGCGGGCCGUCGAUUCUACGGGCUGUGGAGGAGAAACUGGGGCUGAAGGAGGAGAAACUGGAAGCGAGUUGGGGUGUGCUGAAGGAAUAUGGUAACAUGUGGAGUUGUAGUGUGUUGUUUAUACUCGAUGAGAUGAGGAAGCGGUCUAUGGAGGAAGGGAAAAGCACCACCGGUGAAGGGCUGAAGUGCGACGUCCUGUUCGCGUUCGGGCCGGGGCUCACGGUUGAGACGAUUGUUCUGCGAAGCUUUGGCCUGUGAGGGACGUGAUCAUCUUCUUCGACCUUGUGGAGAGUUUAUGUGUGGUUAAUUAAUUGGGUAUAAAUAAGUAAAUAAAUAAUGUAUAAUAAAUUAUUAUAUUACACACUAUACAUUUGUAGGAGAU